This is a messenger RNA of Perognathus longimembris pacificus (Pacific pocket mouse), 2692 nucleotides long. It is a transcript of the gene Hnrnpdl, whose product is annotated as heterogeneous nuclear ribonucleoprotein D like. Gene Ontology annotation, biological process: regulation of gene expression. The coding region runs from base 382 to 1635 and encodes 417 amino acids. Gene Ontology annotation, molecular function: poly(G) binding; poly(A) binding. Gene Ontology annotation, cellular component: nucleoplasm. The record is from RefSeq and is a predicted model, not a curated record. NCBI's taxonomy places the organism in Eukaryota, Metazoa, Chordata, Mammalia, Rodentia, Heteromyidae. The transcript has 8 exons.
CGGGAGAACAAAACACGCGUGCGCGUGGCGCUCGCCGUUCCAGGCGCUCGCGCCUAGCGCACUCCGCCUUUUUCUGGAGCAGCCGGUCACGGUGCUCAUCCGACAGCAGCAGUUCCGCCUUGGGGCACCGAGGGCGCAAAAAAAAAAAAAAAAAAAAAGGGGGGGUGACGGCUCUUUAGGAGUGGGUCGUCGGAUCGGACGCCAGAGACAAAAGCGCGUUCAAGGCAAGAGGGACUGUGGUCCUGCAACGGCGCUGGUCGGGAUUCCCAGCCCCAGGGACCUUUCCGCCCCUGCGUUUUUCGCAUCUGAUUCUUCGGUCCCGAGCCCGGCAUUCCCCCACCCCUCCCCUGCGCGACCUCGUUCCUCACCAGGAGGGCCACGAUGGAGGUCCCGCCCCGGCUUUCCCAAGCGCCGCCGCCAUUGUUCCCCUCCGCUCCCGCUCCCGCAGCCUCCCGCAGCCUCUCCCAUUGGCGGCCGCGGGCGCCCCGGCAGCUGGCCCCGCUCCUCCCUUCGCUCGCUUCCAGUUCCGCCCGGCAGGGGGCGCGGCGGAUCCCGCGCCACGUCACCGCCCAGCCGCCCUCCCGAUUGGCGGGCGGGGCGGCUAUAAAGGGAGGGCGCAGGCGGCGCCCGGAUCUCUUCCGCCGCCAUUUUAAAUCUAGCUCCAUACAACGCUCCGCCGCCGCCACCCGGACUACGCGCCAGCACCCUUCGACCGACCAUCCCGCCACCAUGGAGGACAUGAACGAGUAUAGCAACAUAGAGGAAUUCGCAGAGGGAUCCAAAAUCAACGCGAGCAAGAAUCAGCAGGAUGACGGUAAAAUGUUUAUUGGAGGCUUGAGCUGGGAUACGAGCAAGAAAGAUCUGACAGAGUAUUUGUCUCGAUUUGGGGAAGUUGUAGACUGCACAAUUAAAACAGAUCCAGUCACUGGAAGAUCAAGAGGAUUUGGAUUUGUACUUUUCAAAGAUGCUGCUAGUGUUGAUAAGGUUUUGGAACUGAAAGAACACAAACUGGAUGGCAAAUUGAUAGAUCCUAAAAGGGCCAAAGCUUUAAAAGGCAAAGAACCCCCUAAAAAGGUUUUUGUAGGUGGACUGAGCCCAGAUACUUCUGAAGAACAAAUUAAAGAAUAUUUUGGAGCUUUUGGAGAGAUCGAAAAUAUUGAACUUCCCAUGGAUACAAAAACAAAUGAGAGAAGAGGGUUUUGUUUUAUCACAUAUACAGAUGAGGAGCCAGUAAAGAAGUUGUUAGAAAGCAGAUACCAUCAAAUUGGUUCUGGGAAGUGUGAGAUCAAAGUUGCACAACCCAAAGAGGUGUAUAGGCAGCAACAGCAACAACAGAAAGGAGGAAGAGGUGCUGCAGCUGGAGGAAGAGGUGGUACUAGGGGUCGUGGCCGAGGUCAGGGCCAAAACUGGAACCAAGGAUUUAAUAACUAUUAUGAUCAAGGAUAUGGAAAUUACAAUAGUGCCUAUGGUGGUGAUCAAAACUAUAGUGGCUAUGGCGGAUAUGAUUAUACUGGGUAUAACUAUGGGAACUAUGGAUAUGGACAGGGAUAUGCAGACUACAGUGGUCAACAGAGCACUUACGGCAAGGCAUCCCGAGGAGGUGGCAAUCACCAAAAUAAUUACCAGCCAUACUAAAGGAGAACAUUAGAGAAAGCAGCGGGAACUUCAUUGCAGGCCGUGUGUCACCCUGACCACGUCUAUCUCUGGGGGUCGCACGUUGCGGGCAGAGCGCAAGGCAUACACCAGAAAACGCUGUCCUGUGGUAUGGUCUCUUCCAACUUCAUGUACCAGCGUAAAGAUUAAAGUGGAAAACUUCAGACUUUGGCUUCUUUUUUUAAAAAAAUCUUUUUGGAGAUUUAAGUGUCAUAAACUUAACUUAAAUGGUUUUUUACAGGAGUUAAAGUACAUAAAUGCCUUUUUACAGCUUAAUCAUUUUGGUCUUCUGUUUAGUGUUGUAUUUCAAUUGUGGAGCCUCAUUUUAAGUGUUCAUUCUUUAAGAUUUAAUGCUUGCUUUUUCUUUUUAUAGCUAAUAGUGAAAUCUACAAAACAAGAACUUUUAAAUCUGGGAUGUAAAUUAAAGAUCAUAUGCAAAAAAAUCAUUUUUGUAAUAAAGCAAACCUGUCAGAAAUUCAUGAUUGUUAAAGCAUUGGAUUUACUUGGCUUACUAGAGAUGUUUCUAGUAGGCCUUUAUCUGUUCAACCUGUGAAUAUGGGACAGUAUCAUUCCCAGGUUCUUUUCUGAAUAGAUUUGAAUUUGACAUCAUUUGGGAACUCCUAGUGAGUUUCUCAGCCUUCCAAAAUGCAUUUUGCUAAUAAAUAUGCAUGUGAUCUUUAAUUAUUGAAGAAAACUUAUAAAGUGAGGACUUAAAACAAUUCAUGAAAAUGGACCUUUGAAAGCUUGUCAAAAUUGCACAAAUCUAAUUGUUACUUUGUUUUUAUUUUUAGGAGAUGCUAAAGAAACCCAUCUUACAGGACUACAUUGAAGAUUUGGUCUUCUGUUGAUCUGAUUAUUUUGUAAAGACUUUCUAGUGUAUAAGACACAAUUGUGUCCAACUGUAUAUAGCUGCCAGUUAGUUUUCUUUGUUUUUACUUUGUCCUUUGUUAUGUGUUAUGACUCAAUGUGGAUUUGUUUAUACAAACUUUUAUUUGUACAAUUUCAUGUUAAACCUCAAAUAAAUGCUUCCUUAUGUGAU